AUGUCAUAUUUAUUUCUUGAAUUCAAGUCUCAAAAACACCAAAGAAAAGCUAUGGCUUCUUGUCAUAAGAUGUUAGUAGUGUUGAUCUUCUUGUUGGCAAUGGAAAAACCAUUUGGUGUUGAAGAUAAGGUGAAGGUGUCAUUGUACUUUGAAUCUUUGUGUCCAUAUUGUGCAAAUUUCAUUGUGAAUCAACUUGGGAAGGCAUUGUUUCAAUGGAAUCUAAUCUCCAUUGUAGACCUCAAGAUGGUCCCUUGGGGUAAUACUCAGUUUGCUCCUAACCAUGCUUGGAUCUGUCAGCACGGUCCUGAUGAAUGUAUGAUCAACAUGGUAGAAGCUUGUGCGAUUAACUUGUUGCCUCAAACGGAAUUGAGGUUCAAGUUGAUUGAGUGUAUUGAAAACUUGGAUUUGCAAGGAAGGCAUAGUGAAUGGAGGUCUUGUAUUCAAAACAACCCCAAACCCAUCAUGGAUUGCUACCAAAGUAGAAUGGGUGUUGAUCUUGAACUAAAAUUUGCUGAUGAUACAAAUCAUCUAAAUCCCCCUCAUAGAUUUGUACCAUGGGUGUUGGUUGACAAUAAGCCCCUUGAAGAGGAUUACCAGAACUUUGUGGCAUAUAUUUGCAAAGCGUACAAGGGACAAAACAAACCGGAAGCCUGUCAACAACAUCAUGUUGAGACCAAUUUUUUCAAAGAGGCAAACUCUAGCUAUCAUGUUUGCUAUACCGGUGAAAAUAAGCAUUCGUUGCCAUUUAGCUACAACGUUUAAUAUAUAAUCUACAAUUUAUCAUAAUGUAAGUGCUUGGAUUUAAACAUCGUAACUCUAGAAAGACGAUUCACUAACAUUCCAAGAAAUAUGAACGUACCAUAUGUAAAUU
Cynara cardunculus var. scolymus (artichoke) is the source of this 871-nucleotide messenger RNA. RefSeq names its product gamma-interferon-inducible lysosomal thiol reductase-like. The record is from RefSeq and is a predicted model, not a curated record. Bases 1 to 762 code for a protein of 253 amino acids. Gene Ontology annotation, molecular function: oxidoreductase activity, acting on a sulfur group of donors, disulfide as acceptor. Lineage: Eukaryota; Viridiplantae; Streptophyta; Magnoliopsida; Asterales; Asteraceae. The transcript is spliced from 5 exons.